AUGACAAUUUCUUAUAAUUUAGAUGUCUCAUCAACAAGUACCCAUGCCUUUUUAAAACUUUUAUUUCGAUGGAGAGGAUCAAUCUGGAAAUCUGUUUAUGGUGAAUUUUUUAUAUGGACUAUAUGUUAUUAUACAAUUAUGUUUAUUUAUCGUGUUUUAUUAACAGAAAAUCAAAUGCAUAUUUUUGAACUUUUUGCAUAUGAUUGUAAUAAGAAAUUAGAUUAUAUUCCAUUAACAUUUAUGUUAGGUUUUUUUGUUACAAUUGUUGUUGAUAGAUGGAAAAAUAUUUUUUCUAAUAUAGGAUUUAUUGAUACUGUAGCAUUAGUUAUAUCAUUAAAUGUCCGUGGAACAGAUGAAGAAACUAGAAUACGAAGAAGAAAUUUAGUUAGAUAUCUUCUUCUAACACAAGUUCUUAUUUAUCGUGAUAUAUCAGUUAGAGUUAGAAAACGAUUUCCAACAAUACAAAGUAUUGAAGAUGCAGGAUAUUUUGAACCUCAUGAAACAAUUUUAUAUAAAGAAACACAAACAAAAUAUUCAAAAUAUUGGAUACCUAUUAAUUGGUGCCUUAGUAUAUGUUAUGAACUUCGUAAACAAAAUAAAAUUGAAAGUGAUCCUGGUUUAAGACAAUUAACUGAUGAAAUCAAAUCUCAUCGUAUAAAAUUAGGUUCAUUAUGUGAUUAUGAUUGGGUUCCUGUACCAUUAGCAUAUCCACAAGUUGUCUUUACAGCUGUUCGUGUUUAUUUUAUUAUAUGUUUAUGGUCUAGACAAUUUUUAAUUUCUGAUAAUAAUUUUAAUACUAAAAGUAUUAUUGAUAUGUAUGUACCAUUUAUGACAAUGCUUCAAUUAAUAUUUUAUAUGGGAUGGUUAAAAGUAGCAGAAGCAUUAUUAAAUCCAUUGGGUGAAGAUGAUGAUGAUUUUGAGGUUAAUUAUAUGAUUGAUAGAAAUACAGGAAAUGGUUUUUGUAUUGUUGAUAUGUCACAUAAUGAAAUACCAUAUCAAAAAUUGGAUAAAUUUAUUUGUAAUAAAGAAGCAAUGUAUUCAGAAGAUACAGCUGGAGAUACUAUUAAUCCACUUGUUGGUUCAGCAACACGUGCUACAAUUAAUGUUAAAGAUGAAAAUGUUAAAAUGGUUCCACAUAAUAAACCAUCAAAAGUUGGAAAAUCCCAAGUUUCAGAGAAUGAUGAAGAAAAAGAAGAUAAAAUUGGUAUAAAAAGAAGUAUAAAGAAUAAAGAAAGAGCAACAACAAGUAGACUAUCACCUUACAGAGGAUUAAAACAAAAGUUUAGUUUAAACAAACCACGAUCCCAAUCUUUUAUGGAAGAUAAAGUUAAUCCAUUUGAUGUUUCAUAUAAAACACGUAUACAAGUCUCAAGACCAACAUUAGAAGGAACAUUUAAAGAAGAAGAUGAUAAUAUAUCAGAUGAUAAAUUAGAUAUAGUUGUUCAUUCACAAAAUAAAAUAGAUAAAACAAAUGAAAAAGAUAUCAUUCAACCAUGUACACCAAUUAUAACAACACCAAUAAUGGAUAGGUUAACAAUUCCUUCCUCUCCAACAUGUAGUGAAGAAAAAAUUUUUACAUCGUCACAAAAAGAAGGUACAAAUAAUAAGAAAUAA
Strongyloides ratti is the source of this 1614-nucleotide messenger RNA. RefSeq names its product Bestrophin/UPF0187 family-containing protein. The transcript has 4 exons. Gene Ontology annotation, molecular function: chloride channel activity. The record is from RefSeq and is a predicted model, not a curated record. The coding region runs from base 1 to 1614 and encodes 537 amino acids. Lineage: Eukaryota; Metazoa; Nematoda; Chromadorea; Rhabditida; Strongyloididae.